AUGCGCUCGGCCGGGGCUGUGGGCUACCCGCUGGCGAGGCUGCGGGCGCCCGGCCCUGCCGCGCGGCCCCGCGCCCGCAUCUACCUGCUCAGCGCGACCUUCUGCAGCAGCGUGGCCUUCGGCAACCUGGGCCUCAACUACGUGCAGCUGGACGUGGCGCAGGUGGUCUACACCACCACGCCGCUCUUCACGCUGCUGCUGUCGGCACUGCUGCUGCGCCGCCGCCACCACCCGCUGCAGUACGCGGCCAUGGCGCCCGUGUGCGCCGGCGCUGCCUGCAGCGUCCUCGGCCAGGUCCGCUUCCACCAGGCCGGCUGCUGCUUCCUCUUCGCCGCCACCUUCCUGCGGGGGCUCAAGUCCAUCCAGCAGAGUCUGCUGCUGCAGGAACACGGGCUGGACGCUGUCUCCUUGCUCUGCCUCACGUCCUUGCCCAGCUUCUGCAUCCUGUUCAGUGCAGCCGUGGCGCUGGAGGUGGGCCCGGCCUGGGCGGGCGUCCUGCGCUACGACAGCACCCUCUGGGCCUACGUGCUGCUCAGCUGCCUCGGUUCCGUCCUCUACAACCUGGCCAGCUUCUGCGUCCUCUCGCUCACGUCAGCACUCACCAUCCACGUGCUGGGCAACUUCAACGUCGUGGGCAACCUGCUGCUGUCCCGGCUGCUCUUUGGCAGCCAGCUGAGCGGCCUCAGCUACGUGGGCAUCGGGCUCACGCUGGCCGGGAUGUUCAUGUACCACCAGCCGGACUACAUCGCUGCCCGCUGGGCGUCGUGGCACGGCCGGGACCGGGACAAACGGGAAUAGGUCCCGU
Tinamus guttatus (white-throated tinamou) is the source of this 805-nucleotide messenger RNA. RefSeq names its product solute carrier family 35 member E4 (gene SLC35E4). The record is from RefSeq and is a predicted model, not a curated record. NCBI's taxonomy places the organism in Eukaryota, Metazoa, Chordata, Aves, Tinamiformes, Tinamidae.